AUGGCUGGAGGUUACUUCGACCUCCCGGUCACCCGCCGCUCAGGCGCCUCUGAUAUAACAGAAGUAACUCACAAAGCAUCAUCUGGGUCACAUACAUCAUCGUUGCCUCGAUUCAAUGAGGCACAGCGAAGCUCAAAGGCGUAUCAAGAGCGGGGAUCGAGUGAUGUUGGGGCACAGGGCAGGCAAUGGAAUGUAAGCAUUCUGAAAAACACCAAUCGCGACAAGUCCACAUUUGACAAGAUCAAGCUCCAGCAGCCCACUGGAUCCGCGGGCGUGUCCCGAAUGGACCACAGGGGCUUUAUGUUGCUUCAAAAACCCCUCCCCACCGCCAGCAUUCCACACCUCCUGGGAAAAAUUUCCCUCGAUUCCCAGCGGGGGUUUUCAGUGGAGGAUAGGAGCUCUACCGCGUCAGCAGAUGUCACUGACCUGACGAUCAACUACAGGCAGACGACAACUUUUGUCCUGGAAAGGACCCAGCGACCUGUAUCCCUUCCGAAUUGUCCACAAAAUUCUCCGAAGCCAAGUCCUAGGUCAAGCCUAGUGUCAUCAGUCCCAUCGACUCCGACUGAGGUGGUGUUUGUUGAAGAUGGAGAUGAAAUUCCUAUGAUCAGCUUCUCCGAGAAACAACAACUCUUCGACGAAUUAACCGAGAAUGACAGGGCCAUCUUAGUAGAUGGACAAUCUAUACCGCAACCUUUCAACGUCCACACCCUCGUGCGACAAAUGUCACGUCCAGACUUUUCCUUUUUGACUCGCCUCCGUGCUCCCUCGCCCAGCGCGCUCUCUGGUCAGGACACUCCAUCUGAGGACCGCUCCUCUGAGGAUCGUGACUCCGAGACCUUCAAUGAGCGGCCGGCGAAAUACCGCCGAGGUAUCCUCUCUUCCAUACUUAAACUUUACGACCAUCAGAACACCGGCAACCAAAAUUUCGAUCACCAUGGGCGGGGCCGGUAUGGUCACUCCCGUCAAGGGAGUACCUCCGAAUGGAGUGGCCGGGGCAUGUCCCCGGACCCUCUAUGGAGACCCCACCGGCCCCAAAAAUGGUACGAGAAGCCCGGCAAUGAGUCAAGUCUUUCUAUCAACUCGCAGUCCAAGAAUACAUCCCCCCUAAGCUUGCUGAAGCGUUCACGAAGCAGUGGGGCGGUAUCUGGCAGUUCGGCGAGCGGGACUCGACGUUGGAUGAAGCCUGCCCUGGAAGACGAAAUUCGUAUCACGGUUCAUAUAGCUGAGCUUCUAUCUCGACAGAAGUACCUGAUUCGGCUAUGUCGGGCACUGAUGAAAUAUGGUGCACCCACGCAUCGCCUGGAAGAAUAUAUGCGAAUGACUGCUCGCGUUCUGGAGAUUGAUGGUCAAUUCUUGUACAUCCCGGGAUGCAUGAUCAUAUCCUUUGAUGACGCCGCAACCCACACGACAGAGGUCAAGGUGGUUCGGUCUAGUCAGGGAAUUGAUCUGGGAAAGUUGGCCGAUGUACACGAGACCUACAAGGAGGUGAUCCAUGACGUGAUUGGAGUUGAAGAGGCCAUUAGCCGCCUAGAAGAAACCAUGAAGCGGCCGAGCAAGUUUCAUAUUCUCUUCCUAAUUUUUGCUCAUGGCUGCGCGAGUGCGUCCGUGGGCCCAUUCGCGUUCAACGCCCGGCCUAUCGAUAUACCCAUCGCAUUUUUGCUUGGCUGCCUGCUCGGCGUUCUACAGCUCAUUCUCUCGCCAAAAUCAAGUUUGUACUCGAAUGUAUUCGAGAUAUCGGCCGCGGUACUGACCUCCUUCCUGGCGCGGGCUUUUGGGAGUAUAAGAUUCCAAGGUGAACCACUUUUCUGCUUCUCUGCCUUGGCGCAGUCAGCUAUUGCCUUGAUUUUACCAGGGUACACGGUGCUCUGCGCAAGUCUGGAGCUCCAAUCACGGAGUAUUGUUGCUGGCUCUGUCCGCAUGGUCUAUGCCAUCAUAUACUCUCUUUUCCUUGGGUUUGGAAUCACCAUCGGCACUGCCGUCUAUGGACUUCUAGACCCUCAGGCUACAACAGCUUAUACCUGUCCGGCCAGCCCAAUUACCAACGAAUAUCUUCAACGCUUCCCAUUUGUCCUGAUAUUUACCGUCUGCCUUGCUCUCGUCAAUCACGCGAAGUGGAAACAGAUCCCCAUGAUGAUGGUCAUCUCGCUGGCAGGCUAUGUGGUCAGCUAUUUCAGCUCCAAGCGCGUGAUUGGAAACCUUCAUAGCAGAUUACGCCAUGGACUUGCUGCGGCAUCCAUGUUGCCUGCGAUAUUUGUUCUCGUGCCCUCCGGUCUCGCUGCCAGCGGGUCUCUCAUUUCAGGUAUCACUUCCGCGGAGGAAAUGACUCGCUCCCCUUACGCAGUUGUCGCCAAUGGCACGCAGGGCUUUGUUGAUGCUGCGAAGAACCUUUCAGCUUCUGAACAGAGAAGCCAAAGCUACGGUGUUGUCUUUGAUAUCGGCUACGGGAUGGUUCAGGUAGCCAUCGGUACUACUGUAGGCCUCUUCUUGGCUGCACUUGUGGUUUACCCCUUGGGUAAAAAGCGCAGCGGCCUCUUCAGCUUUUAA
Messenger RNA from Penicillium manginii, 2547 nucleotides. Its product is annotated as threonine/serine exporter family protein. NCBI's taxonomy places the organism in Eukaryota, Fungi, Ascomycota, Eurotiomycetes, Eurotiales, Aspergillaceae. Gene Ontology annotation, biological process: transmembrane transport. The coding region runs from base 1 to 2547 and encodes 848 amino acids. Gene Ontology annotation, molecular function: transmembrane transporter activity. The record is from RefSeq and is a predicted model, not a curated record. The transcript has 3 exons.